UUUCCUGAUCCGGCCUCCAGCUGCGCGCCGACCUGGGCACCAUGCAGUCAGAUGAUGUUAUCUGGAAUACGCUAGGAAACAAGCAAUUCUGUUCCUUCAAAAUAAGAACCAAGACUCAGGGCUUUUGCAGGAAUGAAUACAGCCUGACUGGCCUGUGUAAUCGGUCAUCCUGUCCCCUGGCAAACAGUCAGUAUGCCACAAUCAAAGAAGAGAAAGGACAAUGUUACCUGUACAUGAAGGUCAUAGAACGAGCAGCUUUUCCUAGGCGUCUCUGGGAACGGGUGCGACUUAGUAAAAACUAUGAGAAAGCACUGGAACAAAUAGAUGAAAAUUUAAUUUAUUGGCCCCGCUUUAUUCGACACAAAUGUAAGCAGAGAUUUACCAAGAUAACACAGUAUCUAAUUCGAAUUAGAAAGCUUACACUAAAGCGACGGAGGAAACUUGUUCCUUUGAGUAAGAAGGUUGAAAGAAGGGAGAAAAGGAGAGAGGAAAAAGCACUGAUAGCUGCUCAGCUGGACAAUGCUAUUGAGAAGGAGUUACUGGAGAGACUGAAACAGGAUACGUAUGGCGACAUCUACAACUUCCCUAUCCAUGCCUUCGACAAGGCCCUGGAGCAACAGGAGGCAGAGAGUGACUCUUCAGAGGAUGAAGAAGAUGAAGAGAAUGUAGGAAAAAGAGAAUUUGUGGAAGAUGAUGAGGUAGAUGAAAGUGACCUAAGUGAUUUUGAGGAUAUGGAUAAUUUGGACGCCAGCAGUGAUGAAGACCAGGAAGACAAGUCCUCCAGUGAAGAGGAACAGGCUCUUAAUACAAAACACAAAGGCAAAGCACCCUUGAAAGGACAACAGCAGAGAAAACGAGCCUAUGUAGAAAUUGAGUACGAGCAGGAGACAGAGCCCAUGGGCAAAACCAAAGCCACAUGAUCAACCUUCAGACAUAGUAGUGGACAUUGAGAAUUUCUACCUUAAACAGUCACACCUCCAAUCUUUGCUCUUUUGUCUUGCUCAUAUUCGUUAUUUCAGUGGAACAAGAAAUCUGAAGUAAGUGGAAGAAAGCCUUAAUUUGUGGAAUAUUUUUGUAGCUUACAUGUUCAAGCAACAGCUUAAGCCCAAGAAAUUUACUUGUAUAUUGUUUGUUGUUUUCUGAGACAUUUAGUCCAGACUGGCCUCAAACUUCCUACAUAGUCAAAGAUGACUUUGGAUUUUGUUUCAUUUUUAUUUGAGAGAGAGAAAAGUCAGAUAGAGAAUGGGUGUGCCAGUGUCUCCAGCUGGUGCAAACAAACUCCAGAUGCAUGCACCCCCUUGUGCAUCUCUUAGGUAGGU
Jaculus jaculus (lesser Egyptian jerboa) is the source of this 1319-nucleotide messenger RNA. RefSeq names its product MAK16 homolog (gene Mak16). Gene Ontology annotation, cellular component: nucleolus; preribosome, large subunit precursor. Bases 42 to 920 code for a protein of 292 amino acids. Lineage: Eukaryota; Metazoa; Chordata; Mammalia; Rodentia; Dipodidae. The record is from RefSeq and is a predicted model, not a curated record. Gene Ontology annotation, biological process: maturation of LSU-rRNA; maturation of 5.8S rRNA. The transcript is spliced from 10 exons.